AACUGGCACUUGUGUAGUGCUUUUCUGAGAUGCACAGAUCUCAGAGAACUUUGCAAAGGUGAAUGUUAGAGAUGGAGAAACUGAGAUUGCAGGGAAGUGAGAUGACACAUGAGCCUCUGACAGAAUUACAAUGAUUUGCAUCUGGACCCCUUUUCCUAGCUCCACGUUGCCUGUUGUUUCUGCCCCAGGACUGGAUGAAACUUUUAUAUGCAGGGCAAGGGAAAUGGAAGAGUUUCCUAGUGUGAGCCUGGGCACAAGGCUAUAUUUGCAUAAGUGGCCAGGAGACUUUUGCUUUCUGUGAACAUUUUUGCAAACAAAAAAUAUCACUCACUGACGGUUACAGAAAGUGACUAGAAAGGGUCUUGUUCACAGUGUGAAUUCUGGGUUUUGUGUGCAUGACUGUGAAUACUUCCUUUGUGGUGUUUGCCCAUCUCUUGCUGACUGUGGGAUAAUGAUUACCUGAGUGUCUGACUACAAUCCGAAUUGCAAGGGGUUGAGAUUUCACUAAGGCAAAGAAGAUCCAUCUUGCCCCAGUGCAUGCUCAUUAUUCCACUAGAAUUAUGUCACUCACCAGAUACCCCUUUUGUUUCAGUGGUGAUGUUAUGAAACAAUUCCCUUUAAGUUAAUCAGUAUUGGAAAGCUGAGGCUUGCUUUAUAGUCACUGUCUUUGAUGUCUUCGGUAGUUCAUGUAAGGAUCUGCCUCUAUUUUGCUUUGAUUGACAAGCCCUUUUCUAUAAAUUUGAGCAAUUAAACAGCCCAGUAGCAGCUGCUAAGGAGAUCUGCUAAGAGCAAACCUGACACAGACUGCUGUGCGGGUCUCCUGCCAUUCACUUUGACAUUCUGAAACACCAUCUGCAAUUUAAAACUGCAUAGGCAGAUUUGUAUCCGACAAGUUAGCAUGAAGCUCCGUCAUGUGGUCCUGGGCUCCCUGCCUCUCCUGAUACUGGCUGGCUGUGUCAGUGCACUCAAAGCCUCCAACAUCAACCUGCGCACCUUCAUUGGCUGCGCUGUGCGUGAGUUCACCUUCCUGGCUAGGAAACCUGGCUGCAAGGGGAUGCGCAUCACCACGGACGCCUGCUGGGGGCGCUGCGAGACUUGGGAGAAGCCUGUGCUGGAUCCCCCGUACGUCGACGCGCACCAUCGAGUUUGCACCUACAAUGAGACUAAGCUGGUUACGGUGAAGCUGCCGAAUUGUGCUGAUGCUGUGGACCCUUCCUACACAUACCCUAUGGCCAUACGGUGUGACUGCGGGGUCUGUUCUACUGCAACUACUGAAUGUGAGACUGUCUGAGUCCCCCGCCCCUUGCUGGACAGCUGCUCUAGGCAUUUGGGGCCAAACUCUGUCCUGAUGUACACCCAGUGUAACUGCAGGAUUGCGGGUGGUGUAAGUCAGCAUGGAAUUAGCUUGGCUCUAAUGCUUCUUCACUGACCCUUCUGUACAGUAGAGACAUAAGCUUCUCCUAGCUGCCGGUUGUUUAACGAUCUAGUUGAUGCAGUAAAGUAAUAAGGAGCCUCACAGCAACAUAUCAGCUGGAAAGUACUGAUACAACUUGCUCUAGCCACAGGCAUUUCACAGUGUGAACUUGCCUUAUGCAUAAAGGGCACAUUUAAUUAGAAGUCAUAGACACGUUGAAAUUGACAAGAAGAGCAUUAAGGGCUUAGUAACAAUGAAUUUGUACAUUUCAGGUUUUAUUUCUCCCAACCCUGAGCCCUGAAUGCAACCAUACUCAGCAGAAUCCCCUCAACUCUCAUUAGGCUGGUUUCUCUUCUAAUUUACAUGGGUGUAAACCGGGAAUAACUACAUCAAGGAAAAUGGAAUUAUAGGGUUUUGAGCCC
Molecule: messenger RNA, 1836 nt
Organism: Chrysemys picta bellii (western painted turtle)
Lineage: Eukaryota; Metazoa; Chordata; Testudines; Emydidae
Source: RefSeq, a predicted model, not a curated record